AUGUCGACCUAUAACUCCAACGAUCUCCGCAGCGCAGCCAAACCAUACCAACGAGAGAAGAACCAUAAUACCAAAUGGGCACGAGGAGCCUGUGCUGAACACUGCCAUCAACACGAAUACCCCGUCAGCGGCUGCCACAAAUGCAUUGGCCGGCCAAAUCGUCGAGACCUGGAUCGACGAGUGGGCCGGGGAGUUGCACGACAUAGGCAUAGCACCCAGAACAAGCUCAGCGGCCAGGCUGCAACUCUUGCACGCAAGGCUUUCCGCAAUGAAGUCGGCGAUGCAUUUGACGGACCUCUGGCGAAUGUCUCGGACACUUCGGAGGAAGAAGAUGUCGUUGACGCGUGUACUGCUCCCGUCCCUGCCGAGGCCGACUUCAUGUACAGCUAUGACGCCCAAGCCGGUCCUCGCAAUGGCGUCGACAUCUUGAGCCAUGCCAUCACCCAGGCCGUGCAACGCUUCGAGAACAAGGAAACCGAGAACCUCGUCAACAAAGAAUACGAUGUCGUCGAUGGCAAGGAAAUGGCCGAACUCUCCACCGAUGAGGACGAGCUGGACUUUGAGAUGAUUGACCACUCUCACUUGAACUGA
Molecule: messenger RNA, 591 nt
Organism: Capronia coronata CBS 617.96
Lineage: Eukaryota; Fungi; Ascomycota; Eurotiomycetes; Chaetothyriales; Herpotrichiellaceae
Exons: 1
Coding region: 1-591 (196 amino acids)
Source: RefSeq, a predicted model, not a curated record